ACACCUUCAACGGCUCAUUUUUGCCUCACUUGACACGGGGGAUGCGUUUCGAUUCACGAAAAGGUGUCAUCAGCCCAAGAUUUCAGUCGUUUUUUGCAGCUUGCAGUUCCGCAAUUUCGCCGUUUUCGCGCAUAGGUUUCGAGGCUCCUCCGCUCCAACUCGAAGAUGACUGGGGUUUUUGAGAACUUAAAUACUGAUAUGCAUUCCAACCAGAUUACCUCAAGCAGUUACCACAGCUUGCACAAGUCGCAGGAGUCCCCAACUCUGCCUGUGUCCACGGCGACGGACAGCAGCUACUACAACAGCCAACAGCCGGGCCAUUGCGCUGGCUCUCCUUUCAGCCAGCUCGGUUCUUACCAGUACCACGGCAGCGCCACGAGCACUCUGCCAUAUAACGCAAAGGCUUAUGACCUCGGGUUUAACUCAUCUUACAGUGCAUACAGCUCCUAUGGCUCCAACCCCUCUCCUACUCCUGCAGAAACAGAAAAAGAGGAGAGCGAGCCAGAAAUCCGGAUGGUUAAUGGAAAACCAAAGAAGGUCAGGAAACCUCGAACCAUUUAUUCCAGCUUUCAACUGGCAGCACUUCAACGGAGGUUUCAAAAGACGCAGUAUUUGGCUCUACCAGAACGGGCCGAGCUGGCAGCCUCACUGGGCCUUACUCAAACACAGGUUAAAAUCUGGUUCCAAAACCGCCGCUCCAAGUUCAAGAAGUUGUGGAAAAGUGGAGAAAUCCCCCCAGAGCAACAUGUUGCUUCCAGUGAAUCUCCCCCCUGCACUUCUCCGCCAACUACUGCCUGGGACUUUCCACAGACUCAAAGAAUGAACAGUGUCAACUCCAGUUUACCUCAGAGCAGCAGCCCUCCCAACACGACUGCGCCUUCAUCGUUUUUGGCAAACUAUUCCUGGUACUCAGCCACGAACUCUACUACGCAUCUGCAGCCUCCUCUGGUCCAGCACCACCACAACUCCGCCAUAAGCGCUGGGACGAUAUUCUGAAACAAAAACAACAUCGGGUUUAAAUCGGACAAUACUGGUGAAAAAUGAAAAAUGCCAAUACCUUUAUUUAGCAGACCUCGUUUGUGCGCAAUGCGAACUUUACGCGCAAAAAAUAUAGCCUAGAAGUUAAUGGAACCAGACAGGUUCAUGGACCUUGCCAGUUUUCGCAAAUGGUAGACACAGAUUUCUACAGUUAUUUUUGUAUUUAUUUAUUUUGUUUAUGUCGAGGAGUGAAUGAACCACUAUUACCCAAAGCAAUCACAGCCUGGGCGCAAGCCUACUUUUACGCGGAUGUCACUUUUUUGCCAUUUUCAGAGAAUCAAACACAUUCAUCACGGGACAACCUGUCACUAAUGUAGCACAAGUUAACUGUAUCGUGCCUUUUUCAAUAUGACCUCAUUUUGUUGUACGGAAAAUAGCUUAUUUUUAUCCAUUCCAUUCCAUGUCAUUAGCUGAGUUGAAUAAAGUGGGGGACGUGUGUCUGACUCAAUCCACGUUUGUAAAUAUUUUAUCACAGCUUUUGUUUGAUAGCCCAUGUUGCUUUGGCUUAUUUUUAGGCUAUUGGUGCAAAUUCAUAAUUAUCCACCAUGAG
Molecule: messenger RNA, 1588 nt
Organism: Cheilinus undulatus (humphead wrasse)
Lineage: Eukaryota; Metazoa; Chordata; Actinopteri; Labriformes; Labridae
Gene: dlx2a
Product: distal-less homeobox 2a
Exons: 3
Coding region: 166-996 (276 amino acids)
Biological process (GO): cell differentiation; negative regulation of transcription by RNA polymerase II; embryo development
Molecular function (GO): DNA-binding transcription factor activity, RNA polymerase II-specific; RNA polymerase II cis-regulatory region sequence-specific DNA binding
Source: RefSeq, a predicted model, not a curated record